AGUCUUUUGUUGUGAACUGAACUGUACCGUUUGUACUAUAGUAGGUGCUAUACGUUGCCAGACCGAUAUCAUCAAGAGAAAUUAGGUUGUCAGUGUGCGACAGAAAAUAGAAGGAAAAGUGUGACCUUGUGCUUCGAAAAUAUUUCAAAAAGUGCACCCGUCUCGUCGUGACAAUUCGGCGAAGGUCGAAACGGAUACUUAAUCGAUAUUCACACCUAACGAAAAGUGAGAACUUGUGACCAACUUUAAAUCCGCAUCCGGAGAUUAAACCGUAUCAAAAAAUGGCCGACAGUGCAAACAAACGUAACAUCCCGAUCAAGCUCGGUGACUUCAGUGUGAUUGAUACGGAGUUUGCCAGCAUCCGCGAGCGUUUCGACUCCGAAAUGCGAAAGAUGGAGGAAGAGAUGGCUAAAUUUAGAUCGGAACUGAUGAACCGGGAGUCAAACUUCUUCGAAACCACAUCGAGUUUUUCCACCAAAAAGACAGCGACGUCCAGCAGCACAACCACAUCGAAUGCAGCGUCGGCGCUGAAACACCCGCAGAGCACGACACAGGUGCAGGACAUCAAUUCGCCGCUGAUACAGGAGGAUGGCGACAACAAGGUGCUGAAGCUUCGGUUCGACGUCAGUCAGUAUGCUCCGGAGGAAAUCGUGGUCAAGACAGUAGACAACAAAUUACUGGUGCACGCCAAACACGAGGAAAAAUCCGACACCAAGUCCGUAUACAGGGAGUACAAUCGGGAGUUCCUGCUGCCAAAGGGAUGCAAUCCAGAGCUAAUCAAGUCGUCGUUGAGCAAGGAUGGCGUACUGACGGUUGACGCUCCGCUGCCGCCGCAGGCUCUGACCCCCGGUGAAACCAUGAUUGCAAUCACUCAUCACUAGAGAGCCGACAAAAUUCGUUCAUUCAGCCAUAUUGCUAAAUAUUCUUUCCGGAGCGCGUAUUCAGUAAAAUGGAAACGGAAGACGUUCAAGAAAAUCGAAAAAACAUGCUUUUAUACUUAUAAUCAUUUUACUAGUUAUGCUGUAGCACACCAACCUGCCGGUUGGUGAAGUGUUUUAGGACAAAAAUGAAGCUGUAUUAAGACAAGAUAUUAUUAAUCAGACCGAAGCUAUCUCUAUUCGGUGGAAAGUAGGCCAUCUCCCUCAUUGAUACCAGUAAAUGCAUGUGAUAUGAUGAAUGCGUGCGCACAUUAUUACUUAAUUAUUACACCUCCAACCUACAUAAAACAACGAUACGCUACACCGAAAUUAACUCAGACGAAUGUCUAUCAAGUGGCCUUCACAUGCAUGAUUAACCAGUUUAACCAAUUUCAUUUUAAAACAACACACAGUAAAUACGGGACUUUGAUAUUCAGGAAAAUUUUACACUUGGCCAAAACGAUAUUAAUUCUUGUACGACCGGGCCACUCGAUUGCUACUAUUAUAUACUAAUUGAUUGGAUAUUGAAUUUGCCGGCAACCGAGAUAUAGGAAUUACAGCUUUAGAUAAAGGAUGGCUCUCGAUCGGGCGCUUUCCAUUUGUGUUUUUUUAUAUUCGAUCGAAGCAGUACUAUCGGAAAACAAUCGUUUGUGUAUUUGUGCUUUAUUUAUUUUAUAUAUCGUAUAAAAUCUGUGAAUGUCAGAGAUUAAAACAGAAUUCUUGCUGAA
This is a messenger RNA of Sabethes cyaneus, 1645 nucleotides long. Its product is annotated as heat shock protein beta-1. The record is from RefSeq and is a predicted model, not a curated record. NCBI's taxonomy places the organism in Eukaryota, Metazoa, Arthropoda, Insecta, Diptera, Culicidae. Gene Ontology annotation, molecular function: protein folding chaperone. Gene Ontology annotation, biological process: protein refolding; response to heat. The transcript has 5 exons. Bases 282 to 881 code for a protein of 199 amino acids.